CGCAUUUUUCCGCCCUCCCGGCUCUGCGGCCGUGCUCGCUUCCCGGAGGAAGGCACCGCGCUGCCUCGGAGCCCGAGGAGAGGGGCCCCGCGUCCCACCGAGCCCCAGGGCCCCUGCGGAUGUGCGAAGCUCUCCGCCGGCCGCCGGUUCCCAGCCGGGCGCAGCACCUCUUUGUCCUCCCGCACCUACGGCUUUUCAAUCCUGAUUCCCUUUAAGCAGACCUGAACUUAAAACCACCGGGGUCCGGAAGGGCUUUGGGGUGGGGGGGGAAGGCCCAGCGACGCUGCCAGACCGACCCCUGCCCAUUCCUCCUAAGGAACUCUCAUGGCUUCACGGCUGCAGACAAGUUGCCGUGCAUCUCGGUGGACUAUCGGAGUUUGCAUCCUGGCGGCCGCGCUCCUACCAGGGCUGCAAGCUCAGACUGUCUUAGUCAAUGACACAGUCUCGGGCUUUAUCGGAACAGACGUGGUCCUGCACUGCAGCUUCACCAAUCCACUCCCCAAUGUGAAGAUCACGCAAGUGACAUGGCAGAAAGCCACCAAUGGCACCAAGCAGAAUGUGGCCAUCUACAACCCUGCCAUGGGGGUCUCCAUCCUCUCACCCUACAAAGAGCGGGUGACUUUCCGGAAUCCUUCCUUCAAAGACGGCACCAUUCAGCUCUCCCGGCUAGAGCUGGACGAUGAGGGAGUUUACAUCUGUGAGUUUGCCACCUUCCCAGCCGGCAACCGGGAAAGUCAGCUCAACCUCACUGUGCUGGCCAAGCCCACAAAUUGGAUGGAGGGCACCAAGCGGCCACUUAUUGCUAAGUCUGGCAGGACAGAAAAGAUCUUGGUAGCUACCUGCACCUCCUCUAAUGGGAAGCCCCCCAGCACUGUCACCUGGGACACCAAGCUCAAAGGGGAAGCGGAGUUCGAGGAGAUCCGGAAUAGCAAUGGCACCAUCACCGUGAUCAGCCGGUACCGGCUGGUGCCGAGCCGGGAAGCCCAUCGCCAGCAGCUCAUGUGUGUGGUCAAUUACCAGCUGGACCGCUUUACCGACAGCAUGACCCUCAACGUGCAGUAUGAGCCAGAAGUCACUAUCGAGGGCUUUGAUGGCAACUGGUUCCUCAACCGGAAGGAUGUGAAGCUGAUAUGCAAAUCUGAUGCCAACCCCCCAGCUCACACCUAUGAAUGGAAGCUGCCAAAUGGGACUCUGCCAGGGAGCGUGGAAAUCCAGAACAACACCAUCUACUUUAAAGGGCCCGUCUCCUACAGCGUGGCUGGCACCUAUGUCUGUGAGGCCUCCAACGCCAUCGGUACCCGGUCGGGGUUGGUGGAAGUCAAUGUCACAGAAUUUCCCUACACCCCGUCUCCAAUCGAUGAUCGCAAAUCCAUGGUGCAGCCGAACAUCCCCACACCGGUGAUUGGGGGCAUAGUGGGAGGAGUCUCGCUGGUCCUGGUGGUGGCCGUGGUGCUCUUUGUGGUACUCCGGCGCCGGCGUCACACCUUCAAGGGUGACUACAGCACAAAGAAGCACGUGUACGGCAAUGGCUACAGCAAGGCCGGCAUCCCGCAGCAUCACCCCCCCAUGGCCCAAAACCUCCAGUACCCCGAUGACUCGGACGACGAGAAGAAGCCGGGCCAGCUGGGCGGCAGCACGUAUGAAGAUGAGGAUGAGGAUGCAGGAGGCGAGCGCAAGCUGGGUGGCCCCAACAAAUACGAGGAGGAUGCUAAGCGGCCUUACUUCACGGUAGACGAAGGGGAAGCGCACCCCGAACCUUAUGACGAAAGGACACUCGGCUUCCAAUACGACCCGGAGCAGCUCGACAUCGCGGAGAACAUGGUCUCACAGAACGACGGAUCCUUCAUUUCCAAAAAGGAGUGGUACGUGUAGCUCGGCACCGCAUCGCUCCACAUCACACCCACACACAUCCACAUCCAUACACACGCACCACGAGUGAUGCCCUCCCACUGCCCCGCAUCCCAGCCGAGCGGAGCCGAGCGUGCGCGGCCGCUCACACACACACUUGCACGCACAGUGCUCACCCCCCUGCACACGCACGCCUGCCCCAGGCGCUCGAGCAGAGACUUUGGAUGCUGCCAGCAGUGGCAGGAGGGCAGCUUUGCUUACAGAUCAUUUGGGGGGGACGGGUGGGAGGUGGGAGGUUGGGUAAUUAUUUUCUCCGUUCUUUUGGUUUUUGCUUUUUAAUUUCCCUCGAUGAAUUUUCGUCCCCUUCUGUGGUGUUUGUAUUGGUCGGUGGCUUAGGUGUUACUAUUUGCUUUAACGACUGUUGCCCAGCCUGUAUAUUACACUCUUGUUUGUGUCUUCAUGUCUCAGAGUGCCCUUCGGCCCCACUUCCCUCCCCGAGGUUCCUCCUCCCACUUCCGCACCCCUGAAACACUGGAAUUUGUUUGUAUGUUGUCUUCUCUGUUGUUUUUUAACCUUGGGAGGGGGUCCUGUGGGCUGUCCAUAGAAGGACAGAGGCCAGGGAUGAUUAUGGCAAUGGAAACGUAGGUGCCAUUAUAAGGUGAACUGAUUGACUCUUUUUCCCCAAUCACUUUGUUUUCAGUGGGGUCUGGGUAUCCCAUUGCCCACUGCAUGCCUGGGGAGAUCCGCUCCUCCUUUCUAAUGACUCCAAAACAAACCAGGAGAAUUAGAAGCAAGGGGGGAGAAAAAGCCCUUAGACCAAACCCCAGGUGCAUGGGCUGAUAGCAGGGCAGGGAAACAGCUGCCGUUUUCCUCCUCCAAUUUAUUAUUUCCUGGCUUUUCAUUUUCUGUCUUUGUUUGAGUGUUCUUUUAAAAGAAAGGAAAGGAGUAUUUAUUGCUGACAUUUCCCCCCUGUGAUGGCUCAGAGAAAUACUGGCUCUUUUUGUUCUUGUUGCUGUUGUUGUUGCCCGUACCAGCCACAGAGCAGUUAACUCUGGCACUAUGGUCAUGCACACACCUGGGGAAGGGGACUAACUGAUACCACUUUGCUUCUUCCACAAGCCCACUGCCCGGCCCUGGCAGGGCAGCUCUCCCAGUGUACCAUCCAGUGUCUUUGAGGGCUUCAGCACAGGAUCAGGCCCCUAAGUUUUAUUAUACCACUAAGACUUAAUUGUCAUGUGUUUACACGAGGAGGGGGUGUCAGAGCAUGGGGGUACUUCUCUUUAACUCUCCUAGCAACAACCCCAGCCUUUAUAUCCAUUAGUCUGCAUUGAUUGUCCCUUUUUCAAUAUCACAUCCCUCUUCUAAGCAGAGCCUUGGUAGACAGGGCAGGAUUGAGUGAGCCUGGGGUAUUGAUCUUGUCCUCCUUCCCUUGAGCCACUGUGUUGUGAUGGGAAGGCUUGGAUUGCUGCUAUCGCUGCUCUGUGGAUAAGUGUGAUUCCAGACUUCAGGGCCCCUCUGACACUGACCAUAUCCAGAUCAGAUUCACUGGGUUGGGGCUUAUUUUCUUUCUUGUGGGUUGUUUUCAUUUUCUUUUUUUUUUAAGUUGAUGUACAAAUAAAUGUUUUGUUUGAAAAGAAA
Melopsittacus undulatus (budgerigar) is the source of this 3486-nucleotide messenger RNA. RefSeq names its product nectin-1. Gene Ontology annotation, biological process: heterophilic cell-cell adhesion; homophilic cell-cell adhesion; protein localization to cell junction. Gene Ontology annotation, cellular component: adherens junction. The record is from RefSeq and is a predicted model, not a curated record. Bases 325 to 1872 code for a protein of 515 amino acids. NCBI's taxonomy places the organism in Eukaryota, Metazoa, Chordata, Aves, Psittaciformes, Psittaculidae. The transcript has 6 exons.